CUCCCUGAACCUCGAGUCAGCGGGUGUCUGCCUUGGCUGUCACCGCUGAGGUAGGAAGGCUGGCCGUAAUCAUGUCAGUCGAUUAGGAACCCCAGACGAGGGAGGCUGUACGGAAGCCUUCUGCGAGACAAGCCUGACUUGAGUUCGGUCAGCGGUGUGUGUCAGCUCGCCAGGAGGAUUUUUGUUGUUACCUGUUCAUUCCUCCGAUUUCGUGUGUGGAGUUGGACCUACGGCAGCAUUGACAUUUCGGAAAAUCGUGAUUGCACUUACGAUUUUUCUUUCUUUUCGGGAUAAACCCAAGCAUCUGAAUGCCUCCAUACAACAUUCAAAAGCGAGACUCGCUCAAGCUUCAGAAUAUAGCAGACAUGGAAGGCGAUCUUCGAAAUAAUCUCUCUCGUCAGGAGUUAAUCCGACAUCCUGACGAAGGCUCGGACCCUAAUGUGGUCGUGGUUCCUCGUCGUGACAGUUCCGAGGACGAUGGAAGUCCCGCCGAGAACCCCAGGCUGACGAGGACGCAGAAGACCACCGUGGCGAUCCUGUGCUUCGUCAACCUCAUCAACUACAUGGAUAGGUUUACUGUAGCAGGCAUCUUGAGCGACAUCACCAAGACGUUCGACAUGACCGAGUCGCAGUCGGGGCUGCUGCAGACGGCUUUCGUGCUCGUCUACAUGAUCAUGGCCCCUGUCUUCGGCUACCUGGGCGACCGGUUCUCCAGGAAGUACCUCAUGGCCGUCGGCAUCUUCUUCUGGUGCCUGGCGACGCUCGUGGGGUCGUUCAUGCCUAACUACCUGCUGUUCCUCCUGUUCCGUUGUUUCGUGGGUGUGGGGGAGGCAAGCUACUCCACCAUAGCACCAACAAUCAUCUCGGAUCUCUUUGUGAAGGACUUAAGAUCGAAGAUGUUGGCCGUUUUCUACUUCGCAAUCCCCGUCGGAAGUGGUCUGGGCUACAUCAUUGGUGCUGAAGUAACCAACCUCCUGUCAGACAGCCAUGGGUCAGAGGCAUGGCGCUGGGGUCUAAGGGUGACGCCAGUCAUGGGCUUCCUGGCCCUGUUCCUCAUCUUGUGUUUACUGCAGGAGCCCCCUCGAGGAGAGAGCGAAGGAGGCCAGCAUCUCCAAUCCACCUCCUUCCUGGAGGAUCUUGGAUACCUCUUCACCAAUAAGAGCUUUAUCCUGUCAACCCUGGCCUUCACCUGUGUGACGUUUGUGGCUGGGGCCUUGGCGUGGUGGGGUCCUUACUUCACCGAGCUGGGGGUCAAAGUCCAAAAGGAUCCAAAUGCCAAGGAGGAGAAUGUUGCCUUUGUAUUUGGAGCCAUUGCCAUGACUGCCGGUUUGAUUGGUGUCCCGCUCGGCUCCUUCUCUGGCCAGAAACUCCGAGUCAAAUUCCCUUUUGCUGACCCACUGGUGUGUGGUGUGGGUCUCCUCAUCUCAGUCCCGCUCAUCAUUGCUGCAAUGGUCUUGGCCGAGUUCAACACGAUUGUCUCCUAUGUUGUGGUGUUCUUUGGGCAGGUCUUCCUCAACCUCAACUGGGCCGUUGUAUCAGACAUUGUCCUGUACAUUGUGAUUCCCACAAGGAGAUCCUCAGCAGAAGCAUUCCAGAUUUUGUUCUCGCAUGCAUUAGGAGAUGCCGGCAGUCCAUAUCUCAUUGGUGUUGUUGCAGAGUCAUUGCAGCCAUAUAUUACUCCUCGCAAUACUACCACAAAUACUACUAUGGAGCCUCUAUCCACCACAACGCUAGAGUAUUUCAACUCUACAGAGGCCACCAUCACCACUACUGCAACUCCUAAAGUUGAUGACUAUGUGAAGUUUAAGGCAUUGCAGUACUCCAUGUUCCUGUGUGCCAUCAUAAACAUCCUUGGUGCGAUCUUCUUCUUCUUGAAUUCUUGCUUCAUUCGGAAGGACAAGGAGAAGUGCGACCAGAUUAUUGCAGGAGCCGUGGAGGACCGAGAAAGUACAAGUAGUAACCGCAGUCUCUCGACGCCAGAAGACCCUGAGGCUGAACAGACCCAGAAUCUCAUCACUUGAAGACAAUGAUUGAAUAGCAUAUAAGAAAUUACUGCAUCCAGAGGGACCAAAGGCUGUGCCAGUGUUGGUUGCAUGUGCCACCAUCUGGAUGUGUAGUGCAUAUCCUAAACCAAGUGACAAGACCAAAAAGACAUUUUGAAAAAGGGUUCAUGAGUGGGAGAAAACUUUUGAGUGGGCACACAAGACUUCAGAAAUACAUCUUGUAAGAAACAUUGAAGUCUUUUCAUAAUGGUAUUCUCCCAUUGUGAAAGUCUUGAUUGACUAGUGCCUAUUCGUGAUACUUUUUUUUUUCUCUUUUUUUUAAAUGAUUACUGAAAGAAGUCAUUAGCAGAACAUUGUACAACUUUGAAAUAUCAUGCUAUGGAAGUUCUUUAAAUUUGUAUUUUGAUAGUGCAAUAUAAUAAGUAAAUACAGAAAAAGACGCUCAGAGCCCAUGGAAGUGCCCAUGACUGUAGAUGCAUUGUUCAAAUCCCACAGAUCAUCCAGAACCUACAGUUUUUGAGUUCUUGAACUGAAUAGACUUGUGGCUGUGACUUUUUUUCUGCUUAGAAUUGUUCUCCAGUGUACAACAGUACUGAUGAUUUUCUUCCAUUGAACUGAAUUAGCGAAGCCUAAGUUUCAGGAGAUUACUAUGAAGUGAGAUCCUUGAAUUUAAGUAAGGAUAAUAUGGAAUGGGAAGAUGAGCGUAAAGUUAGUUGUAGUUAAGUUGCUUUGACUGUAGAAUGGGCACUUGAGGUUAUAUAUUUAAUGUAUGUACUCCAGUACCUUCCAUGGUGUACAGAAGCAUCCUGGAUUCUUAGGCAACUUUUCUUGUUUUGUUUUCCUUUUCUCAAUUAGCUUUCUCCAAUAACAAGAAAUAUCAGUAUCAGAUCUUAUCAUUGGAAUCAAUGUUUAAUCUCAGUGGAUGCAGUGUUGAAUAGGGUUUUGAUUGAAUUAAGUGGUCGUAAUGAGAUCUGUGGUAAUGGGAACUUAUGGAAAGGUAUGUCAGAAUGGUAUAUCAUAGCUACCAGAAAAUUUUUAAACCACUUAUCAUUAAAAGGUAAAAAUGACAUAAAAACUGUUGAAUUUUGUAGUCAGUGUUGUGUGUGCGUGUGUAUGUAUAUAUAUAUGUAUAUAUACAUAUAUAUAAAGUAACUGUUUAUGCACGUUUUUUUUUUU
Molecule: messenger RNA, 3179 nt
Organism: Penaeus indicus
Lineage: Eukaryota; Metazoa; Arthropoda; Malacostraca; Decapoda; Penaeidae
Gene: spin
Product: protein spinster-like
Exons: 11
Coding region: 309-2021 (570 amino acids)
Biological process (GO): transmembrane transport
Cellular component (GO): membrane
Molecular function (GO): transmembrane transporter activity
Source: RefSeq, a predicted model, not a curated record